Molecule: messenger RNA, 1903 nt
Organism: Erigeron canadensis
Lineage: Eukaryota; Viridiplantae; Streptophyta; Magnoliopsida; Asterales; Asteraceae
Product: inositol transporter 4-like
Exons: 7
Coding region: 60-1793 (577 amino acids)
Biological process (GO): transmembrane transport
Cellular component (GO): membrane
Molecular function (GO): myo-inositol:proton symporter activity
Source: RefSeq, a predicted model, not a curated record
GGUUUUUCUUCUUUUAUCCAGAAUAGAUAGAAUAGAAUUCAAGAAGUAAAACUCAUAAAAUGGAAGGAGGUGUGGUAAAGCCAAAUCAAACCGAGUUUACAGAGUGCUUUAAGACUAUUUGGCGUACACCAUAUAUAAUGUUGCUUGCGCUUAGUGCUGGAAUUGGAGGUCUACUAUUUGGUUAUGAUACUGGGGUUAUUUCCGGGGCCUCUCUAUAUAUUCGAGACGAUUUUCAGUAUGUUGAGAGACACACUUGGUUGCAAGAAACUAUCGUUAGCACAGCUGUGGCUGGAGCUAUCGUUGGUGCGGCAUUUGGUGGAUGGAUGAAUGAUAGAUUUGGGAGAAAAAAGUCAAUAAUGUAUGCAGACUUUCUGUUCUUGCUUGGGUCAUUAAUCAUGGCUCUAGCUCCAAACCCGUGGGUCAUAAUAGUUGGAAGACUUUUUGUUGGUUUGGGUGUUGGAAUAGUCUCCAUGACAUCACCGUUAUAUAUCUCUGAAGCUUCUCCGGCUCGAAUCAGAGGUGCACUUGUUAGCACUAAUGGUUUACUGCUUACUCUCGGACAGUUCUUAUCAUACCUCAUCAAUUUAGCAUUUGCUAAGACACCUGGAAAUUGGCGGUGGAUGCUUGGAGUUGCUGGAGUUCCACCCUUGGUGCAAUUCAUUUUGAUGUGCUUUCUUCCCGAGUCUCCUAGAUGGCUGUAUCGCCAGGAUAAGAAAAGGGAGGCUAGGGAGAUCCUGGAAAAGAUUUAUCCAUCUAACGAAGUAGAUGAAGAAAUGAAGGCCUUGCAAUCAUCUGUAAAAACCGAAAAAGAAAUUGAAGAACCCAUGGGAGAUAGUGUUUUUUCAAAGGUGAAGAGUGCAUGGAGUAACAAGGUUGUCAGAAGAGGCCUAUAUGCCGGCAUCACUGUUCAAGUUGCACAACAAUUCGUUGGAAUAAACACUGUCAUGUACUACAGUCCCACUAUUGUGCAACUUGCAGGAUUUUCCUCAAACAGAACAGCCUUAGCGUUAUCGUUAGUUACUACUGGACUUAAUACAGUUGGUACCUUUUUAAGUAUGUUGUGUGUUGAUAGGUUUGGAAGGAGACGGUUGAUGAUCGUUUCAAUGCUUGGAAUCAUUACUUGCCUCGUUGCUUUAUCUAUAAUGUUUUUUCAAGCUUCUGUUCAUGCCCCUCAAGUUAGUCUAGUGGAGUCGGGUCAUUUUGGGGUUAACAUGACAUGUUCAGAUUUUAAAACAUCCCCAGAUCACGCAUCUUGGAACUGCAUGACUUGCCUUAGAGCUCCCUCUAACUGUGCUUUUUGCGCCAAUAGAGAUAAUAUAUAUAAUCCCGGGGCAUGUUUGUCUGUGGACAAAGUCACACGAGGCACAUGUAAAGCACAACAUCGUACAUGGUACACCUAUGGUUGCCCAAGCAAGUUUGGGAUUUUCACAGUUUUAUUCCUUGGGUUAUACAUUUUAUCUUACGCUCCCGGAAUAGGAAGUGUGCCUUGGAUCGUGAACUCUGAGAUAUACCCAUUACGAUACAGAGGCACAGGUGGUGGAAUUGCAGCAGUUUCAAACUGGGUUUCAAAUCUCAUUAUAAGUGAAACGUUCCUAACACUAACAGAAGUGUUAGGUUCUGCUGGAACGUUUCUUCUCUUUGCAGGGUUCUCGACUCUAGGACUUGUUGCAAUAUUUUUCCUUGUUCCGGAAACUAAAGGGUUGCAAUUUGAGGAGGUUGAACAGAUGCUAGAAAAAGGAUAUCGACCAACGUUUUGUUGCAGCAAAAAUGACGAUUCUAAAUCUGAUUUUUAGGUUUGGAUUUUGGUUUAAUUAAGGACCUUAUGUUUAGUUCAUAGGGUUUUAUUACUAUGUUUCAUUAGUUUAAGUUACAUUUCAAUGAGGUUUAACAAAACAUUGUUUGA